Molecule: messenger RNA, 479 nt
Organism: Styela clava
Lineage: Eukaryota; Metazoa; Chordata; Ascidiacea; Stolidobranchia; Styelidae
Product: ficolin-1-like
Source: RefSeq, a predicted model, not a curated record
GUUUCCCUAUAAAUACGUGUGAUAUGUGCUCAAUAUUCAAUGUGCAAACGGGCAACAUGCGACAAUUAUUUAAGUAUUCUCUAUUAUUCCUGAUGUUCUUGGGUUACGCUGCUGCUCAAGCCGAUAAACAAAACAUAACCAAAAAAGAAGUUAUGUCUCAAACCCCAAAUCAUGUCAAUGUUGACCAAAUUGGUGAUUUUGAAUCGGAAAUAGAAGAGCUCGAAGAAAAAUUUGACAGUUUGGAAAGUUCUCUAGUACCUACUGAUCUCAUCGGAUGGACGGUGUUCCAACGCAGAAAAGAUGGCUCUGUUGACUUUUACAAAGAUUGGAAAGCUUAUCUCGCAGGAUUUGGAGAUCCUGCAAAAGAAUUUUGGUUGGGUCUGAGAGAGAUUUCCAGAUUAAUGAAACUUGGAAAAUACGAAUUACGAAUCGAUCUUCAAGAUUUUGACGGACAUUGGAAAUAUGCUUAUUACAAGUAA